Messenger RNA from Cuscuta campestris, 1760 nucleotides. NCBI's taxonomy places the organism in Eukaryota, Viridiplantae, Streptophyta, Magnoliopsida, Solanales, Convolvulaceae. The record is from the annotation of a GenBank genome assembly.
CUUUUUUAAAUCAAGAAAGUGAAAAUGACUAACCCUACGGGUAGACGUUCUCCGCACACGGCCGUCGGAGAUUGCCUGGCUGCCAUUUUUUCCCCCGAUCCAAGGCUCUACCACUCCCAAAACGAUAUUCCUCACAAGUAUAUACUGAGAAAUGAGAAUCUGCGAUACAGGAGAAAUGGAGAGAGAAUAAUCGUGAGGGAGGGGAUGAAGUGCAUGGUUCUGGUGUGAUCAUCAAUUCAGGUUAGGGAAAGAUAAGAGCGUUGUUUGGUUGGUUUAAAAAUGAAGUUCAUAGGCAACUUUCCGUCCAUGGAUCUGAUGCGCUCGGAGAAGAUGACCAUGGUGCAGCUCAUCAUCCCGGUCGAGUCAGCUCACCGCGCCAUCACUUACCUCGGCCAGCUCGGCCUUCUCCAAUUUCGCGAUUUAAAUGCAGACAAAAGUCCUUUCCAGCAAACUUUUGUUAAUCAGGUAAAAAGAUGUGCAGAAAUGUCACGAAAGCUACAUUUUUUUAAAGACCAGAUACAUAAAGCUGGUCUAUUUCCUUCACCCAAUCCUGCUUCUCUACCAGAUAUAGAAUUAGAAGAAUUGGAGGUUCAACUUGCAGAGCAUGAGCAUGAGCUGACUGAAAUGAACGCCAACAGCGAGAAAUUGCGGCAAUCAUAUACUGAGCUGUUAGAAUUUAACUUGAUACUGCAGAAGGCUGGAGAGUUUCUUACUCAAAGUCAUGUGUCAGAUGAGGAAAUCGAAUUAGAUGAACAUAUCCAUGCCAAUAGUGAUUAUGCUGAUGCGGCAUCACUACUUGAGCAGGAACUGCAACCGGAACUGUCAAGCCAGUCUGGAAUAAGCUUUAUUAGUGGUAUUAUCUGCAAGUCCAAAGCUCUUAGAUUCGAAAGGAUGCUAUUUCGUGCAACAAGGGGAAACAUGCUUUUUAAUCAGGCAGUUGCUGAGGAUAAAAUCAUGGACCUUACUUCAAAUGAAAUGGUUGAAAAAAUAGUAUUUGUAGUGUUCUUUUCGGGUGAGCAAGCAAGGACCAAAAUAUUUAAAAUAUGUGACACAUUUGGUGCUAGUUGCUAUCCUAUCCCUGAAGAUGCCAUAAUGCGGAGACAAAUAACUCAAGAAGUUUUGUCACGAUUAACUGAACUUGAAACCACCUUGGAUGCUGGAUUACGCCAUAGAGAUAUGGCUUUGACCACUAUCGGAUUUCAGUUGACAAAGUGGGUGAACAGGGUUCGAAGGGAAAAAGCUGUCUACGACACUUUAAAUAUGCUGAGUUUUGAUGUUACCAAGAAAUGUCUUGUUGGCGAGGGCUGGUGUCCAAUAUUUGCAAAGACCAAGAUUCAAGAGACUUUGCAGCACUCUACACUUGAUAGCAAAUCACAAGCAGACAUAAUAUUUCAUGCAAUGGAUGCUAAUGAGUCAUUCCCAACUUUCUUCAGAACUAACCGUUAUACAAAUGCAUUCCAAGAAAUCGUUGAUGCAUAUGGAGUUGCGAAAUACCAGGAGGUGAACCCUUCUGUUUAUACAAUCAUUACAUUCCCUUUCUUGUUUGGUAUGAUGUUUGGGGACUGGGGCCAUGGAAUUUGUUUGCUAUCAGCAGCAUUAUUUCUUAUAGCUCAAGAAAAUAAACUUGGUUCUCAGGUAUGUCUUCUUAAGUAUGUUUAGCACUUUAGCUACUGGUAUCAUUUGCAGCAUUUGCUCUACUGAAUUUGUAAAUUUGGAAUAUACUCUUUCCCUCUGUCUCAAAAUGAAGUUUACACUUUUUU